Messenger RNA from Microdochium trichocladiopsis, 1600 nucleotides. Its product is annotated as BRCA1 C terminus domain-containing protein. Lineage: Eukaryota; Fungi; Ascomycota; Sordariomycetes; Xylariales; Microdochiaceae. The coding region runs from base 159 to 1358 and encodes 399 amino acids. Gene Ontology annotation, biological process: conjugation with cellular fusion; Golgi to plasma membrane transport. The record is from RefSeq and is a predicted model, not a curated record. Gene Ontology annotation, molecular function: protein dimerization activity. Gene Ontology annotation, cellular component: exomer complex; trans-Golgi network. The transcript has 2 exons.
GGGCACGCACCCAGCCAGCUCAUCACCUUCCACCAGACGCCAGCUCACCACAUCCUUGCCACGACCACGCCAACAGCUGCAAUCGAGUCUGCUCGUCACGAGACGCCCCGUGAACCACAUCGCAAGUGCCGCGAUCGAUCGCAACACUCAGCGACAAGAUGCUCGUCUCGCUGACAGUCGGCAAGGUCGACGCCGGCGUCACGGUCCUUCUGACCCCAGACAAGCGCCUGAUCGAGUUCCCCUCGAUUCUCCUGCCUCCCAACAUCACCUCUGGCUCAAUUGUCGACAUCACCGUCGCAAGAAACAGCGCCGCCGAGUCGGCAGCCGACAAGCAGUUCUCCGCCCUCCAAGACCGCAUCUUUGGCGCAUUCGGCGCCGCCGAGCCCGCGACGCCGGUUCUCCGCUGCCGCAAUGCCACCCAGACGUCCGUUGUCCUCGAGUGGGAUCCCAUGGAGCUCGCCACGGCCAAUCUCAUCUCCCUCUCCCUCUUCCGCAAUGGCCAGAAGGCCGGCAACAUCCCGCGCCCGCUCCAGAUGCACAGCACCAAGAUCAGCGGCCUGGCCGUGGACACCGAGUACACCUUCCACCUGGUCUUGCGGACGACGGCUGGCACCUUCGCCUCGAAACAAGUCAAUGUCCGGACGCACAAGAUGACCGACUUGAGCGGUAUCACCAUCACCACGGGCAUCCUCCCCGCGGCUGCACGUGAGAACCUGAACAGCGCCGUGGAGCGCAUCGGCGCGAAGAUUGCAGACAGCGUGCGCAUCGACACCACACACUUCGUCACGACCGAGGGCCGCGGUGUGCCGUGGGAGAAGGCUGUUGAGAUGAACAUCCCCGUGGUCCGUCCCGAGUGGGUGGAGGCCUGCGAACGCAGCGGCAGGAUCCUUGGAGUUACCAAGUUCUAUCUCGACGCUGUACGGCCAGGUCCUGGUGAUGUCGACGAGGUCCGGAGCCCCCCGGUGCAAUCGCAGCCGGCAUCGAACUCGACACCGAGCACGACGACACUCAACAAGGAUAAAGAUUUACCUGCUGAGCCGGAAAAGGGCAAGGCAGAAGACGAUGAGGCGAGCAGUGCCACAGACCCCAGUGCGAGCAAGGUAGCAGGUAACAAUGAGGAUGAAGACGACGACGAAGAUGACGAAGACGAGCCCGAGAAGGCCAGAGCCGCCGACGCAGAGCAGAAAGUCCGCCUCGAGGACAAAGACACGCAGAAAGUCGCGCUGAGACCCGGCGGAGAGGCGUCACAAAACGGGGGAGGUAAUCCAAACCCAACAGCGCACCUGGAAGACGAGGACGAGAAGAGUGCGGCGCCGUCUCCAGGUGACGGGGCGUCCUUCCAGGACGUUGCCUUGUGAGCAGGGUGUACACUGCAGCCGUCACGUGGCUGGGAGAUUGAGGUCGACUCGUCAGCGAAACUGGACAAGAGCCAAGACAUGAUACUGCCAACACAUUUUACAUUCCAACGCCCUGCCUAUGUCGCUGUCAGAGUACGCAGAAAGAUUUCGGCUUCGCGUCCAGAUGAAAAGCAUCAGACUGGAGAGCGAUAGAGAAUAGACUACACGAUUAUAUCCGAGAAAAGAGAGCGUCUCUUCCAGGC